GCAGGGCCAAGCCGAUGAGGAGGACGACGAGGGGCAAGGCGAAGAUCGGGCCGAGGAGGAUGGAGAGAAGGAGGGCCUGGAAGAGGCACCUCCAGAAGAGGAGGAGGAGGAAGGUGUCGAAGCUCCAGCCUGGGUGGGAACCUUCGACACCAAUGCCAUGGCGUCCAUGAUGCAGGACCAGAACAUGCAGUCACUCUUGGCGCAGCUGGUCCAAGCCAUGCCAGGGCCGGGCAUCAAAGUCCACCCUGACGAUCCUUUCCUGGAUCCCUCGUUUAUUGGGCAGAUGUUUCACGCGCAGACCAUUGACUCAAUGGUCAAGCUGCAAGAUGCAGUUGAAAAGCU
This is a messenger RNA of Symbiodinium sp. CCMP2456, 342 nucleotides long. The record is from the annotation of a GenBank genome assembly. Lineage: Eukaryota; Dinophyceae; Suessiales; Symbiodiniaceae.